AUGGCCUUGGACUGCGUGAUAUCUGACACCUUCCAGCGCACCAAAAGACAAAGCAAAGCUGAUUUGCGCCACGAAAUCAACCAGUUGAAGCGCAAGUUGAUGAUGGAAAAGAAUUCCUCGGAUUCUUCGAAUGCACAGUUUGGCCCAAAUUCAAUCAACGUGAACGGAUCAGGCUCGCUUCAUCCCUUGUUGGAGAGCUCCCCUAGUCACUCGACUCCGAUCUCAAAAGGCGCUUCCUCUACGGCCAGGAUCAAUGCAGUACCCUCGCAGAAAUGGAAUCUCACAGGACCAGAAAACCUGGCCUUCAGUGUUUCAUUGGUUGAUCCAAGCAUACUUUUACCCAGUCCUAAAUGCGACCUCACGACCACCUCUGCUCGGUCACGCCCUGGACGUACUAAGGCCGACCCAUCCUCUUUCAAAGGCGAGACAAGUGCCCAAGCUUUGGGUGACUUUGAAGUCGAAGGAAACAAAAUCGCGGAUUGUUUUUCGUUGUUCUAUAAACAUUACGCGCCAUGGCUCCCAGGCGUAUUUGAUCCGGCCAUAACACCUGACGAACACUAUCAAAACUCCACUCUCCUAUUCUGGGUCAUCGUGUUUGCUGCCCUCCAAGCGAUUUUGCUCCUCUGUGCCUGGCCGUUGCCUGUGAGAACGUCGUUCAAGGAUCCGUCUCCGGCUCUUGCAGGUAUGGCCAUGCAGCUUGCAAUUCAGAAUGGACUACAUACGUUUUGCGAAGAGGAGGAAUUUGCAAGCAGGCCGACCGCUCGGGAGCCUAUAGUCGGCCUUCCGGCGGUGAGACUGGUGAGGAUGGAAGCCAGUCCUGCGACGACUGGUCGGAGAAUCAAACUAGCGUUCCGGACAAGUCAUGGUGUUCCAAAGGUUCACACCCCCGUUUCCACAAAUAUUUGCGACGGUUUGCCGUUCAUGGCUAUCCCGGGUAACGAGGGUAUGGAACGGCGACAAACAAUCGAGGAGUUGCUUGAUGGAGUUUUGAACUAUAGAUACAAAGUGCACCUUAUUCAGACAGAGGCUCUCACCGUCAUUCGCCGCAAUAUCGACCUUGAAGCGCCGUGUGCUGGAUCUGAUCUGAUUUCGCUAAUCAACAUCUUUGACGGCCAGCUCCAGCAUGCCAUACCCGAUUCUCAGGACUCGAUAGGGAUAAUCACGCGUAAUUGCGCAAGACUGCUGAUUCUUUCUUUUUAUUUCUUCGUCGAGACCAGGGAAGCCGAUCCACAAGGGUUCCUGAAAUUAUACACAGUCGCUAAGGAAAUCAUCGAGCUCGCCUCUGAUUUGGACACCAAUGGCGACUUUGCUCGUUAUAUGACGCAAUACCACGCACGAAUUAUCACUUUGGCGGCUUACUGUAUCCUCCGGAUUUGGAAGAGCCCGCUAAGACAGGAUCUUCACCUGCGGAAUGCCGACGGAGUCUUCUUCAAAGCGAUCGAUAUCUCACGGGAAAGGUCUAUCCAGAGUGGCGAUCUUGACUCCUUGAACAGCAUCAUGCUGACCAAGUUGUGGUCCAGCAACAAGAUCUUUUUGCGUCCUGACGGAACAAGAAAUAGUUUGCAAUUGGAUCUUCGAGGUAGAUUGUCAAUGAGCGUUGUCUUCGAUUGUUUUUGGUGGUGGCGCCACGAGUUUGGCGCCUGCGUGAAUGAUUCAGUAGGGCAGUCAGACUCCGACAAGGGUUUGAAUACUCUGAAAUCGGGAAGAGAUAGGAAGAUGGCGCUUGAAGCAGCAAAUGGACCUUUGGAACCCCUUGAAAAUGCCACUGUCAUCCCAGAACCCACGCUAGCAUACACUGCGCUGGAUUUUUCAGAUUUCCCAGACUGGGAUUGGACCGCGAAUUUGGGUCCCUUGGAAGGUAAACCCCGGGUCUUCCUUCAUUAUAGCCCGGGAGAUCUGACCUGGUGA
Molecule: messenger RNA, 1908 nt
Organism: Rhinocladiella mackenziei CBS 650.93
Lineage: Eukaryota; Fungi; Ascomycota; Eurotiomycetes; Chaetothyriales; Herpotrichiellaceae
Exons: 7
Coding region: 1-1908 (635 amino acids)
Biological process (GO): regulation of DNA-templated transcription
Cellular component (GO): nucleus
Molecular function (GO): DNA-binding transcription factor activity, RNA polymerase II-specific; transcription cis-regulatory region binding
Source: RefSeq, a predicted model, not a curated record